AUGUGUGCGGUACGCCUUCAGCAAGCAGUCAAACCGAUACUGCGACUCUCGAGCGUUUCAACAGCAUGUCAGAGCAAGAGGGAAUCCCACACUAUUUGGUAUCCGGAUGCUGAGUUCCAACGGGAGUAUAUGCAAAUUGGAGGCGUUUUGGGUCGAAUGGAUUUUCCGAAAGAUACUCGGUUUGGAGGAGCUAUUGGUACAAAUAAGCUAGUGAAAUUAUUGAAAGAAAGUCCAGCGUUAAUGCCCGGUUAUCACGGAAAGUUUCGUGAGAAGGAAUUGGAAAAUAUGAUUUUAAAUUUUGGACCGCAGCAUCCUGCCGCUCAUGGUGUACUUCGUCUGGUCCUGAAACUUGAGGGCGAGGUUGUCAUAAAAGCGAUGCCUCAUAUCGGUUUGCUUCACAGGGGGACUGAAAAGUUAAUUGAAUAUAAAAAUUAUACUCAAGCAUUGCCCUAUAUGGAUCGCUUGGACUAUGUAACAAUGUUUAAUAGCGAGCAGGGAUUUUCUUUAGCUGUAGAGAAACUUCUGGGCAUCGAUAUUCCCCCUCGUGCCAAAUGGAUAAGAACUUUAUUUUGCGAAUUAAACCGUUUGGCUAGUCAUGGAUUUAGUUUGGUGACCCACGCUUUGGAUGUAGGAGCCAUGACUCCUUUGUUCUGGAUGUUCGAGGAACGUGAAAAAAUAUUUGAAUUCAAGUGGGGAACCUGUUCAACUUUUUCUGAGAACUCUCUUUCCUUUUUAAGUAAAAAGGCAGUAAUCACUCAAGAAUCUGUUGUUCAUAUUGCCGUUGUUUUCAGUGAACGCGUAAGCGGUGCUCGUAUGCAUGUCAAUUACAUUCGUCCAGGUGGCGUUUCUUUUGAUCUUCCAUUGGGUAUUUUGGAUGAUAUCUAUGACUGGGCGAUUAAGUUUCCAGAAAGGAUAGAUGAACUUGAAGAUAUGUUAACAGAAAAUCGAAUCUGGAAGGCUCGUACGAUUGAUAUUGGGAUCGUCUCGGCAGAGGAUGCUCGCAACCUUGGUUUUAGUGGAGUAAUGUUGCGCGGAUCUGGUGUGAAAUGGGACGUGAGGAAGGCAGCACCAUAUGACGCAUACGAUCAGGUAGAAUUUGAUGUUCCAGUUGGAACUAAAGGGGAUUGCUACGACAGAUACUUAUGCCGUGUUGAAGAAAUGAGACAGAGUUUGAGGAUUGUUCAUCAGUGUUUGAACAAAAUGCCAGCUGGCGAAGUUAGGAUAGACGACCGCAAAAUUAUGCCUCCGAGAAGAGCUGAAAUGAAGAAUAGUAUGGAAGAGUUGAUUCAUCACUUCAAAUUCUUCACUGAAGGAUAUCCAGUACCGCCAGGUGCCGUCUAUGUCCCUGUUGAAUCUCCUAAUGGAGAGUUUGGCUGUUAUAUUGUUUCUGAUGGCAGUUCAAGGCCGUACAGAUGUUUCAUUCGUGGCCCUGGGUAA
Messenger RNA from Enterobius vermicularis (human pinworm), 1437 nucleotides. The record is from the annotation of a GenBank genome assembly. Lineage: Eukaryota; Metazoa; Nematoda; Chromadorea; Rhabditida; Oxyuridae.